Molecule: messenger RNA, 981 nt
Organism: Paramecium octaurelia
Lineage: Eukaryota; Ciliophora; Oligohymenophorea; Peniculida; Parameciidae
Source: the annotation of a GenBank genome assembly
AUGCUAAGUAAAUAUAAAACUUUCUCCUUUUGCUCAACUCUCUAUUCAAAAUUAGGAGUGUCACCUAAUGACUCUAUUGAUACCAUUAAAUCAGCCUACAUCAAAUUGGCUAAACUAUAUCAUCCUGAUGUGAAUUUUGCUUAGAAAGAAUAGGAGUUUAAAGAAAUUACAAAUGCAUACAAUAUUUUGAAAGACCCUAUUAAAAGGAAACUUUAUGACUAAUCAAUAGAUGUCUAAUAGCAUUCUAGCAACUAGGGUCAUCAUGAAAGUAAUCAAGAGAAGCAAUACUAUAAUAAUCCUGGAUGGCAAUAUAAUGGAGAAUAAUAGAGAUAAUGGCAUGAAAAUAAUACUCAGAAAAAUACCUAUCAACAGAGAACUUAUAAAUACACUCAGUCAUAAAAUAAUACCAAUCAGAUCUAUGGACUAUUAGCCAUAGGCGGAAUUUCUAUAGUUUUUUGGUCUAUUGUGUCGGAUGAUGAUUAUUCUGAAAAACCCAAGAUACUCAAGCCUGCACCUGCCUCUAUUAAAAUUAGUGACAAUCCUACAUCAUAUGCAGAACUCAAAUAAAUUUAUGAUUCAAUUGAAUAAAAUGAUAGUAAAAAGAUGCAAAGAUAUUACACUCAUAAAUCUGAGGAAGACUAGACUGAACUAAGAAGAUAGAAUGUCAUUUAUCAGGGAUAGAAUUUGAAUGAUUCUCCAUUUAUCAUAGAAUAGAGAAGAAAGAUGAUGAAUGAGGAGAUGAAAUAGAAGCAAUUUAAAAUUCAAGUGGAACAAUAUGAAAAGGUAAUUAAGGGAGAUUCCAAGAUACUCAAACGAAAAGAUUCAAAUCCCAAAAAGUCAGAGUUAAAAACUAAACAAGGAGAUUUAACCUUAUAAGGAUUUGCCAAACAAAACAAAUUGGAUAUCAAUAAAUCCAAUCCACCAUAACAGAAUCAAACCUUAAAUAUAAGCAUUGAGCAUUUAGAAUAAGGAUAUAUGUGA